Molecule: messenger RNA, 9754 nt
Organism: Lingula anatina
Lineage: Eukaryota; Metazoa; Brachiopoda; Lingulata; Lingulida; Lingulidae
Molecular function (GO): protein binding
Source: RefSeq, a predicted model, not a curated record
AUGGUCAAAUGGCCAACUCAAUUGUACCAGAUAAUGUAUCGAGAGAAUGUCAAAACGUUCAGGGCGCCUAUAUCAAUUUCCAACCAGUCUCACUGAGCUUUACAUUCAGCUUCAAUUUCAAAAUAACUGGAAUACCAGAUAAGCCACUCAGGAUACAGGAAUACCACUUCGGCGUUACUUCGGCUUCAGUUACUUUAGGAACCGCUCGAUUGGCACCGGCUUCGUUUGUUUACCACGGCACGACCAAUGUGACAGCUGAUAUGUGCACUCACAACUUCAGUCGAUCAUCUCCCUACAGUGAUUUAGUUUCGUGCAAGCACACACUUUCAUCAUUCUCUCUGCCUCCUCUGCACAAUGGCGAAAGGUUUUGCGCACAGUUUGAGGCAAAGGGCGGGGGUUAUUUUGUACCAUUUGACGCCCUGAAUAAUAAGGCUCUUUCUACUAGAAUUUAUUACAACGAUACUACUGCAUCUCAUGUAGUAUGCAUGAAAUUUGACUCAGUUGCUCCUUUACAUUGCUCGGCUAAUGAGACGUGUAUAUGGGCGCCUUUGCACGUUCCCCAGCGCAUUACCAGAAAUGGUCGACUGUCUUUGUCAUUUGAAGGCUGGUCUGAUCCGUCUACAUCUGUUCAAGACCAAGCAUCUGGCAUAGAACACUACGAAAUCCACGUACAUAAGGUUGCCGACGGUGGCAAUGACAUGUUAAUGGUAAAGCACGAAAGUACUCUCAAAUACGUGACAACAAAUACAACUAUUGAUAUUGAACUCCCUGAUCAACCGGAGUUGUAUGCUCUCUUACUGACCGUUAAGGACAUUGCCGGAAAUGUGAAUCAAGCGCGUCGUUUUGUGCUGUAUGACAACUCUUCACGAGUGGAAGUCAACGAGCACAAACCCUUUACACUGUCAUCAGCCAAUUCAGGUGCCAAAUACCUGUGGCAAGGCAACCAUAUUCCGAUCCAGCUAAAAUGGGAAGAUCAUUUUCAUAAUACUCAUCACUUCCAUCACAACCAGUUACGACCCAUACGGAAUAACACGAACAAUUCUGUUGCGUAUGAUCAAAUCACCGGUGAUCUUCCCAUUACCGGUUCAGUGAAUAUUCACGGCAUCGUCAACUUCCAGUACUCAUUUCAACGACAACUACCUUCGCCUACACCUGCAUCGGCGUUUCAAAACGUCCCGAACUUUCAAGAUCAGUCACUGAAUCUGUCUGAGAUCAGUCCCAAAGAUGGCGAAAGUUACACCAUCUUCAUAAAAGCUAUAGAUAUAAUGAACAAUACGCUGGUGGACAAUGUCACAGUCUACAUUGACAGCUCGGAACCAGAGAUUUCUAACAUGUGGUUGGUUAGAGACGGUCAUAAGCAGCUCUAUGUUCACAGCGGGACAGAUCUCUCCAAAAUGACACUCCAGUUCAACGCCAAGGAUCCAGAAAGUGGACUGUACACUGUCAAAUGGAAACUGGGCACGGAGCGGUACAGUAGUGACAUUGGAAAUGGGUCCGAGAGUGUCUUUCCCUAUAAGGGUGAACACCCCGAUCCAAACUGCCAUUACUGUCCAGCCGUCGGUCCAUGUGAAUUCUGCAACUACACCAUUGGGCUUCACUCCCUUGUAGCUGAUAAGACGCACAUAGGGCAGCAUAAUCGCAAGUAUCAUUUUACUAUCGAAGUAAUUAAUAACGCCAUGCUUGUGACCACAGACACAUUGGUUGUACACGUGGACGAGUCGCCUCCAAUGGUAGGCACAGUCCUUGACGGUCCAUCCGGAAAAGACAGAGAUUUUCAAACUGAUUUAACCAUACACGGGCACUGGUAUGGCUUCUAUGACCACGAAAGUGAUAUAGCGACGUAUAAGGUGGCAAUAUCACCACAGUGUCUUUCCAAAGAGCGCCUUCUGAAAAGUCAGCCAGGAAAUGAGACUAAAUUGACCACCCUAACAUCGGCCUCAUUUCUUGCACCACAACCGGGUCAUUACGUUUUCUCAGUUAUAGCAUUAAACAAUGCGGUGGAACCUUCAGAAGUUGCCUGCUCUGAUGGCAUUGUAAUAGACACAUCCCCACCAGAAAUCUACAAUGUUCGAUUACCAAGUGGACGCAUUCGCAAUACUUUAGUAUGUGACGGGGACACAAUUUGGCUACUUACACAUAACUUAACAAAGAGCAAGCUCUUGGGAAGAGCACCAGAAUGUAUUGAAAGGUGUUUGCAAGGUGUUCCCGUGUCCAUCUUUCCAGAAAAAGAAGUGAAAAAUAUGACCAUUCACAACUACACAGAAUUAAAGACAAUGUGCUCGGAAGCUCAAAAUAUUUCCUUUGAGAUCGCUUUACCAACUGACGCCGUUAAUUUGCUGUGGGAGGCGUAUGAUAAAGAAAGUCAGAUACAUGGAUUUGAAGUCGGUAUAUCGUCCAACGAUGGAAAUAUUUUAAAUCCAGACAUUGUAGGGUUUCAUUCCACUCACAACCACACUUAUUUCAAACGGUCACAUUCUGGACUUGGGGAUACGUCAAGAUUCUUCCUUGUGAUCAAAGCAAAAAAUAAAGCAGGUUUAUCAAACACUGCAUCACUUGGGCCUAUUCGUUUGCACGAAUCUCCACCGACGUUUGUUGGGAAGCCGAUCAUUGGUAUUGUUGACAGCAGUGUUGUGAUUAUUUGGAGAAUUAAUCAAUUACUGGACGGAGAGGGAGCAACAAUAGAAAUAGCAGUUGGUACUUAUGAUGAAGAAGAGGCUGUACAACACUUCAAGACAGUAACAGGCAGUUGUUCUAAUGUUACACACUUCUGUGAAGAUCUAGAGAUGUCUACACUACAAGAAUUUGAGCGCGAAUUCGGAAUCGACUUUGUCAUUUUCGUCAGAGUUACCAACGCGGCUGGUCUUUCGCGAGUCGUUGCCUCAAGCUCUAUUCAACUUCCAACAGCCUUGAAGCCAGCAGUAGGUCGCGUCUAUGAUGUCGAACCAAAUAACACACUGGAAGACAUAGACUUCAUCCUUUCUCCGAGAACAGUAUGUGCAGCCUGGCAAGGCUUUGACCAUCAUAAAGCCGAUGUCCAUUACUCGGUUGGUAUAGGGAGACGACAAGGGGUAAUAGAUUUAAUGACGUAUCAUGACAUUCCAAUCGCCAAUAAAACGAUGUUCUGUGUGAACACAACCAGUCUGCCUAAUGGCACGAAGCUCUUAUUUACCGUGAACGGCAGCACACCCGCCGGCACAGUAUCUGCAUCUUCAGAUGGAUUUAUUAUCAUCAACCCAAAAGAGUACAAGCCAUUGAUGGUAUUUGAUGGUACAAGGUGUAGGAAGCCUCGCUUCAUAUCUGAAGUGUCACUGAUAAUAGCAGCGGGAAAAAGCAAAGAACUCCACGAUUUGGUCACUAUCCAUGUCGGUUCUCAUUAUACCGUAUGGCUCAACGUUUCAAUACACCAGUCAGACAUACCACAUUUAAUCUUCCCUUCAUCGAGUGAUUACAGCUUUGAGAAAACAGAUAUUUGGCCAAGUACUGGUUUUGGACAGAUAAUUGCAGUAACAAUUUUCCCUAUGGCGAGAAAUAUUUCGUUUGUCAUACGGAAUGACGGAAACAAGACUGUUUAUAUCCAUGACUAUGCCAUUUCACAUUGUGCUGUUGAUCUGGUGUUUCAAACUUCGCUGAACGCGCUAUCGGGCCAUUGGUACUUUCAUGAAGGGAUCUCUAAACCUCUGUUCCAUUUUGAAUGUGCCGUGGGCCAAGCUGAAUGCACCGAUGACGAAAAAGACUGUGACGCCUUGUCAUUUGUGACCCCUUUUGUAAUCACUGGACUACAGUCUGAAUAUAAGUUUUCUAAUCUUGAUCUUCAGGUCGGUCGCCGCUACUUUUUUGUAGUGCGUCGAUGUUUCCAUGCUAUAUGUCUUUCUGAGUCUCGUUCGGACGGGGUGAUUAUUUCCCACAGGUCUCCUUUAGUCGGGUUACUGAGCGUGAAUGCUUCUAGUCAGCGGACUUCUUCAAACAGUUUGGAGAUGGAUAUAAAUAUCAAAUGGGAACGCUUUAUCCUCUUCGGCAGUAAUUAUGUCGUCAGUCAUUACAGAUGGACAGUAUCAGCGUACACUGACCACGUCCCAGCAGAUUGCAAAUGGUUUGUAAAGAUGUCUAAUGCAUCUUCUGUGGAGGAUCGACAGGUUUUAGAACUGGGACUACCCAAUAGACAUCAGUUGUAUGUGCUCCUCCAAGGAUACACCAAAAAUGGUUUGUCGUCCACAAUUACUGCUCCAUUCAAGCUACCAACGGCGAUAAACGUUCCUUCAGUCCUUGAACUCAGACAGAAAGACAUAAAGAAAUAUGGGAGUACAUUGCGUGCAGCAAAUGUUGGACCCGUCCUUCAAGAAAUUCUAAACCUGGACGUCGACUUCAUAAGCCAUCCAUCUGAUCUAGGGGCUGUUUUAGUUGGCUCCCAACAUUCCAAGGUAUCCUGGUUUGUCACCAGACAUCCUAAGAUACCAGAUGACUGUGCGACGGAUCCAAUGUGUCACCAUUCUACAACAACAAACGGGAACAUCCUAAGUCUUGUAAAUGUAGAACUAUAUGAGGGCUACAAACACUUUGUCUGUACCAUGGCAAAGGAAGAAGUCAUCGUGCGGGAAAAGCAUUUUGCAGAGACACUUCCAGAGAUAAGGCUGUGUAGUAAUGGUUUCUAUAUCGACAGGACGCCACCUAGCGCAGGUCACGUGUCUGUUCUGAACUCAAUGAAUGGACACCUCUUGGAUUCAACUACGGUUGCGCUCUCGUGGCAGGGAUUUGUAGACCAAGAUGAAUUGGGGAACACUGUUAAUGGAGGCAUAAGGUCCUUUAGCUACGCCAUUGGCACAACUCCUUAUGCUCAAGACGUUGUUCGGUACACGGAAGUCCAGACAUCCACACACGUGAUUGUCAACAACAUAAGCCUGGUCAACGGAAUGGUGCAUUACUUCACUAUCAAGGGGACUGACUAUGUUGGACUGAGUUCGUUUGCGACUUCCAAAGGUAUAAUGGUUGACGCCACACCUCCUGACUGCGGGACAGUCCUUGUGGGUUCUCCUCAUAGACACUUUGCCUUAACCGGAAGUUCAAGUUUGCAAGUUCAUUGGAAUGGUAUCAAAGACGACGAGAGCGGCGUUUCCCGUACUGAACUGGCGAUAGGCUCAGGUCCCCAUCAACAGGACAUCAUGGCUUUGACGUCCUAUCACUCAACUACCGCCUUUCUUGAAGACCUUCCACUUCUGGACGGCCACACGUAUUAUGUUCAAGUUCAGGUUACAAAUGGGGCUAACGUGCAUAAGACAUGUCAUGCGCCGCCAUUCCUGUAUGACUCCACGCCUCCGGCAGCAGGAUUUGUAAGGGAUGGUUUACGGGAAGAUAUAGAUUACCAGGACAGACUUGAUAGCGUAUCUGUUAACUGGGGUGGAUUCAUUGACCCUCAUUCUGGAGUUCAGUCAUACAAGCUGGCCGUGCACGAAGAAGACCAAGAUCCAGCUUUUGCAAAUAUCGGGAACCGCACAGAAGUUCGUAUGCAGAAUCACCUGAAACCAGGAGUGAAGUAUAUCGCCACUGUCGAGGCAUGUAACAAUGUCGGUCUAUGUUCAAGAGCGACAUCUGACGGCGUGAUAGCUGACGCCACAGCUCCAAUUGCAGGCAUAGUCAAGACUGGGUUUGAAGGGAGUCAUGCACAUUAUGUCGCCGAAAAGUCAUCGGUGUCAGUGAGAUGGUUUGGUUUCCAUGAUGCAGAGAGUGGCAUAAAACGCUACAGCUGGUGUCUUGGCACAGAACCUUACAUAUGUGACAUUAAGAACAUGACCAACGUUUACUCGUCAUCGUCUGUCAUUGGUACUGGUCUACAGCUUCCAGAAGCGACCCGCCUCUAUGCUACAGUUUUGGCAGAAAACAGUGCAGGGUUAACCGUUAACCAGUCUUCACAGUUUGUGAUAAUCGAUGUCACCCCGCCCAAAGUUGUCAUUUCUCCGACAAUCGACUUGCAGGAUAUUCAAGUUUCCAGGCGUAAUGACACACAGUUUGAUCCGUCACAACUUAGGUGCACAUGGAAGUUCACCGAUGACAACAGUCCAGUGAUUAGCCAUCUUGUCAAAAUAAACACGCACCACGAUGGCGCUGUUCCCAUACCACCCGUUGAGCUUGGCGAUGUUGAUUUUGUUCAGUUAAAUUUGCCACGGAAUCAGACAUUAUCCGAUGGAGAUACAUACACUGUGUCCGUAACAGCUUGCAACGCAGCAGGCUUGUGUACAUCAUCAACUUCAGAACCAGUUCUUGUGGAUUCAUCUCCACCUCAUAUCGGAGGUUUCAAAGAACCUUUGAUUUGGACUAUAGUGGAUGGAGUGUCAUCCGUGAAUCUUUCUUGGACAGGAUUCGCAGACCCCCAUUCAGGGAUCAGUAACUACUACGUUGCCGUCGGUACCUCCUACAGUGACAGUAAUGUCACAGGUGGGGCUGUCCAAACCAAACACGAAAUCGGAGACCUUCAGACCAUUAAUAUCAACACAACUGUUGGUAUUAUACCAGGGCAAUUGUUAUUCCUUGCUUUAUGGGCAGAAAAUGGCGCUGGACUGAGAAGUCAUAUUGGUAGAAUCACGGUAAAGGUGGUCAGUGGCAAUUCUGCGCGCACUUCGGGAAUUUUGGACAUUGAAAAACACUCUUGCGAUAUCCAUUACUGUAAUUCUGACUGCACAUGCGCAGUGGUAGGUAGGAAAUGCAUGUCUGCUGGAGCGUUGCCUAAUUGCACAGCGGGAAAGGGAAAUACAGCCAAAAACAAGAUUGUCGUAGCAGACGGAAUAUUAUCGGAUGCUGCGUUUACGUGUUCUUCAAAAUGCCUUUGGGGACAUUGGUUUGGACCAAAAGCCAACGGCGGCUCGAUACAAAGAUAUGAGUGGAGUAUAGGUUUUUACAAUUCCACGGGCGGGGACGGUAUAUUUGACUUGACAACAGAGCAACCAUGGUUCGACAUUGGCCACUUGAAUUACUUUUCAUAUUGUCUUCCAGGUGGUAGAUUCCUUAACCACAAACAAAAGUAUGCUGUCUAUCUUCGUUCAUGGACAGACUUUAGCACAUUCACUGAAUACAUGUCAAAUGGUGUCAUGGUUGACCUAACACCGCCAUCACAGCGCCGAGGAAAACACGUGAUAGACUGUGGGGACCGUUGUGACGUUGACAUUGAAUUUUCAAGAAACAUGCAUACUCUCUCGGCAGACUGGACAGAUGUAUUUACUGACACCCAGAGCCAAAUUGAUCACUAUGAGCUGCACAUAGGAACAUUCCCCGAAGGCGAUGACGUUCAUGGUACAAUUGACCUUGGGCUAUCCACAAAUUUUACGUCACCUGACCUCGAACUUGUGGAAGGCGUCAGGUACUAUACGACCAUCGUGGCUUUUAACAAGGUUGGUCUGUCUUCGUCGUCCACUUCGGAUGGUGUAACCAUCGACAAUCAUAAACCAAUUACUGGUAAAGUGUAUAACACGGCCUUCUUUCAUAACAAGCCAAGUCAGCAGUCGGCGGAAACAAUUGGUGUCUCUUGGACAGGCUUUGAUGACUAUCAUUCCGGCAUAUCCCAUUACGAAGUGACCAUUGGUUCUUCCCCAGGUCUCGCGGACAUCCAUCGAAUAACUGACGUUGGGCUGAACAACGCCAUCAAACUGCAGGGUUUAAAUUUGACGCACGCCAGUAAUGUGUGGGCGUCUGUACGAGGCGUGGAUGCAGCAGGACUCGUGUCUGAAUGGGUACAUAGUGAGAGAUUGUUCAUUGAUAUAACACCGCCAACAGAUAACAUAUGUUACUCAUUUAAACAAGUCACCUUGCAAGUUCCAAGUUCAAAUCAUUCGCGGAGGGAGGUAUACAAGUUUAACAACGAUGAGAGUAUACUUAGUAUCAUUCCAUUGAACAUACCAAAGACCUUAUUUUACAAUGCUGGGAUGUUGGGUGUAACAUUACAUCCAGAUGACACCCAAACUGCUCUUACUUUGUCAUGCGAGGGCAUUCAGGAAUCAUUCGUUUGUAAGGAAUUGCCAAACAAGAUAUCAUGCUCAGUCUCAAUUUACAACUCUAUGAAAUCAUCAGCGCCAUAUGUUUGCCAGUUAGAAAGAUAUGGACAACCAAUCAGAAUUCAGGCAGCAACUGCUGUGAUCUGCAGCAGGAGCUCGGGGACACAUUCUAGUGGACCGGUACUAAGGCAGGUAGGACAGUCCUCCAUUGAGAUAACCCAUGGUAUCAAUGACCCUGACAGUGGUAUAAAGAGACACAUGGUAGGCCUUGGGACUACUAAAGGCGGAUUCCAAUUGCAGCCUCUUAUUGACAUAGGCAAAGCCACCAGUGCUGUCUUCGAUGUGUCUGCAGUACAUGGAACUCCAAUCUACGCCACAGUUAUUUCUGAAAACAACGCCGUGUCCACUGCUGCCUUCUUUUCUGAGGUCCUUAUUCUAGAUUGGACACCACCUAUUAUUCAUAGUGUCUACGUUUCUGUUCUUGAAACAGAAAACAAAACAUCUGACUACCAAGUUUGGGCUGAAUGGGAAGCAUUCGACAAUGAAACAACAGUAACCGGAUGCACCUGGACAAUGGGGCGGUCCACAAGCGCCCAAGACUUGAUACCUUGGCAACCAACAACCAACACUAGCCGCACAGGCCCUGUUUCUGUAACCCUUCAUCAAGGUGAAGAUGUCCACGUGACCAUACGGUGUAGCAAUAAAGUUGACCUGGUGACGGUCGCCAACGCUAAACUUGUGAAUAUUGUCACCAAACCACCGAUAUCCGAAAAUGCCAGUGUAUUCUCCAUGCUAACGAAUGACCGUCCUUUCCAUGCAUUUAAGCCAUACCAGUCCAUUAAUUCGAGCAUUCAUGUCUCCUGGUCGGGAUUUCUAGACAUUGUUGGCAUUCAUCGGUAUGUCGUACGUGUUCUGGGGCCAGAAAACCAAACUGUUGUGAACUGGACUGAUAGUGGACUACGUACAGACGUUUGCUUCGAUGGACUUUCUCUGAAAGAUGGACCCUACAGCGUGGAGGUAAUGGCUGAAAAUUCAGCUGGUAAAGUCAGUGAACCCAAGAAUACUGCUGUCUUUAUUUUGGCUACGACGCCAUUAUUCAAAGGCAUCAAACCCACUAUCGCAUGCCAGAAGGACGAGUGUACAGUAAACUGGCGCCAGACCUUUGACGGUUUUCCAAACACCCUUCCCCUUCGCUUUGAAGUGUGCUUUGGUUCCAAAGAGGGUUCCUGUGACACACUUCCUCCCACGGAGACUUUUGAAAUGACUUUGAAUAUACCCAGGGUGCCAGAUAUGUUGAAGAUUUACGGCUCGAUGACGGCAAUAUCACCAUCGGGGACGUAUACAACCGUUCAGGUAACCCCUUGAAUGGUGCAGGAAUGAAAUAAUUAAACUUUGCUUUGAAUAUAACCGUUACUGACAUUUUAGCAAUGCAAACGGUAAUAUUAGAACCGUUAUAAUGGUAUUUUGAAUUGUGAUUUUAAAGCAUGAUUGAUGUUUGAAUUUACAUAUCUGCUACUUGUGUGCGGAUAAACAAGGCUUAAUAUGUUAAGAGAGCUAUCAGACUGCGCUUGUAAUGAAAUUGUUUUAACAUUGUUUUAACCAUUUCUUGUUUAUCUAAGGCUGUCUUAAUUGUGUUUAAUAACCUUUUUAAUUAGUCGCAUAGCAAUUUUUGACUAAUGUGUGUCGUUAUUGUACCUACAUACACUGGACAAUAGAAGUGUCACCCCCUGAAUCAGAGUAAUCAAUGUUUUAAUGCCUGGUCUACUUAUAAUAUGAAC